This is a messenger RNA of Colletotrichum truncatum, 2511 nucleotides long. Its product is annotated as zn 2cys6 transcription factor. Gene Ontology annotation, molecular function: DNA-binding transcription factor activity, RNA polymerase II-specific; sequence-specific DNA binding; zinc ion binding. Gene Ontology annotation, biological process: DNA-templated transcription; positive regulation of transcription by RNA polymerase II. NCBI's taxonomy places the organism in Eukaryota, Fungi, Ascomycota, Sordariomycetes, Glomerellales, Glomerellaceae. The record is from RefSeq and is a predicted model, not a curated record.
AUGGAUGAAGAUGCUACCGGACCAUCUGGUUGGUCCGAAGAGCCCAUCUCCCCCGUAUCAACUCGGCAACGAGCCGGGGUGUCUGUAAUGACAGGGCCCGGCCGCAAGAAAGGCACUGCAUGUGCCCGUUGCCGCAGUCAAAAAAUCCGAUGCGACGAUGAAAGGCCGUCUUGCACCAACUGUGCUCGUUCGGGCCAUCCAUGCGUCAGGGCAAACUUUGCUAAUAAUCCCGAUGCUGUCAAUCAUGUUACCAAAUUGGAGGCGCGUCUGCGUUCACUCGAGGACUCGCUUCGUCGGGUAGCACCCGACGAGUUGGAAAAAGCUCCGGAAGUGGAAUCACGCACAACGAUAGCACCAUCCAUCACAGUCUCUACAGCCCCCGAACCCAUGUACGAUCCCGACCCAGUCAUCGAAUCAGCCCAACCAUGGCCCAUGCAGCAACCAUUGCCUACGCCUGUCGAUCAUCCUAGCCAUCUUGAACAUGAAGUUUAUGAUGGACAUGAGCUGGUUGUAAAUACAGAGGAUGUUCCAGGUCUGGACACCGGCCAAAACCAUACUACUUUGGAGGGUGCUAGCCAUGAAACCCAAGAUGUUGAGGCAGAGAAUGUCCCAACAGUUCGGUCAUCUACGACAGAGAACACAACAUCCUUAAGCCCAUCUGCCUCAACGGAGAUUGGCCCAAGCGAGCCAUUAGCUCACGAAGUUGGAAUGUUGUCGUUGGCUAACUCAAAGGAGUCCAAAUAUCUGGGUCCUUCCUCAGGAGUUCCUUUUGCACGACUUAUAUUUUCCGCAAUACCACAAUCUCAAGGGCUGUCGGUUAAUUGGGCAGCUCCUGAAGGAGGUACGGUGGCGCGAAAAGCUUCACCAGCCCAUCAUCCUUUCCCUCCACAUUGGACAUCGGAGGUUGAUCUUCAACAUUUCGCGGAUGCUUACUUUCAGACGCUUCACCCGCUGUACCCAUUUCUCGACGAAGACAGUAUCUUAGAGAACCUCGAGUAUCUUUAUACGACAAAGAAGGCUGGAUCUAUGCAAAUGCCUCCCUUGGAAGAGGUAGAAGCAUCGCUAUCUCCUUUCCAUUCAGUGCAAGUAUUUCUUGUUCUAGCUCUAGGGGCGCGAAUUCUUGAAUCGCGGUUAUCAGUCGAGUUCUCUUCCGAACGUUAUCUUGCAACAGCCAUGCAACGUAUUGGAACUCUUGCAUUGCAUGACAGCAUUGAAGGCCUUCAGGUAAUGCUUCUCUUGGCACUGACAAGUUUCUACUUUGAAGAUGGGCCUAAUGCUUGGUUUCUGGUCAUGAAUAUCAUUGCUAGCUGUCUUGAUCUUGGAUUUCAGCGUCGUGGGGUAGAUAAUCAUCGCGUUUCUCCACUUGCCAAAGCCGGAAACUCUCAUCUUCGCAUCAACCUUAGAAGGGGAAUAUUCUGGUCAGCCUAUUCGUUAGAAAGAAGUCUUGCUGUUGUUCUUGGGAGACCACUGACUCUUCGAGACGAAGCUAUCGAUAUAGAGUUUCCUGGUUGUGCUGGUCGCUCUGGAGAACGUGCUGAAGACUUGUCUGGAAGUCAUGCCUUAACACCCGAAAGCGCUCGCUCUCCAUAUAACCCAACAAAACGAGCGCGAGUCAUGGUUAACCCGUAUGCUGCGGCACAGUAUUCAUUCAAGUUUGACCAGAUCACAGCAGAGAUCAAGCUUAUGAUCUACAGAGUCGUCAACCUGCCUAAUCGGUUCCCUUGGCCAACAGACUUCGAAACCUGGCAGCCAGAUGUCCAAAAACGCUGUGACGCCUUACUUGAGGGACUCAGAGCCGAAUUUCGGCGGGGAUUCCGACGCAGCACUUCAGAUGGCGUUAUCCAGAGUCUUGAGCUCAAAUACCACCAUUGUAUCAUGUUGCUUUAUCGCCCGUCGCCAGCAAUAACCAGACCCAGCUUUAAUUCAUGGAAAAUCUGCUACGAGAGUGCUGUCGCAACAAUUCUCAUCAACUCGGAACUACACCGAUUUUUCAAGUUAUCAAAUAGUUGGUUGACUGCGCAUACAGUAUUUGUCAGCGGUAUUACGUUUCUCUACUGCCUCUGGGUUGUACCCAAGAUCAAGCAAGACACUUCUCUUGCAGCUUUUAACAGCAAUGCUGGCGCAUGCGUCAAGCUUCUUAAAUAUCUUGCAAAGACUUGGAGUGUAGCUGCAGAUGCCGUGGUCAAGUUAGAAAGACUAGUUCAUUUAACAUCCGAAUCUUGGAAGUCAACAACCAACCGACCACCCAGUGCAGAGGUUGCGGCUGGGCAUUCUCUACUAUCUAUGGCUCAGGGCCAGGAAGUGGAUGGGAAUGAGGUUGUGGCUGCUCCAGUAACGGAUAUGGGGCUCUACACCAUUUCUGACGACAAUGCCGGUAUUGGAGGGGAGUUCGAGGCUGAUUCGUUCUUCAAUGAGUUGGGUGACAUGAGUUCAUGGUUUGAUCUUAACUGGCUCUUGGAUGCGAGUGCUGGACUAAGUUCUUCAGAAGAUCCGGGGUCCAUCAUGUUUUGA